GCUGGACUAAUUGAAGCCAAUGGAGAGCUUAAGGUGUUUAUAGACCAAAACCUAAGUCCUGGAAAAGGGGUUGUUUCUCUGUUGGCUGUUCAUCCCUCUACAGUAAAUACAAUUGGAAAACAGCUCCUGCCAAAAACAUUUGGACAGUCUAAUGUCAACAUUGCACAACAAGUGGUUAUUGGUACACCUCAGAGACCUUCAGCACCAAACACUAUCCUGGUGGGAAGUCCACAUACACCUAACACACAUUUUGUAUCACAGAACCAGACUGGAGAUUCUUCCCCUUGGUCUGCUGGGAAGCGGAACAAGAAAGGAGAGAAGAAUGGCAAAGGUUUACGUCAUUUCUCGAUGAAAGUUUGUGAGAAGGUACAAAGAAAAGGAACCACCUCAUACAACGAGGUGGCAGAUGAGUUGGUUGCAGAGUUCAGUACCACUGAUAAUCACAUUUCACCAAAUGAAUCAGCUUAUGACCAGAAGAAUAUUAGACGACGUGUCUAUGAUGCCUUAAAUGUCCUUAUGGCCAUGAACAUUAUCUCUAAGGAGAAGAAGGAAAUCAAAUGGAUUGGUCUACCUACUAACUCGGCUCAGGAAUGUCAGAAUUUAGAGGUGGAGAAACAGAGAAGACUUGAAAGAAUAAAACAAAAACAGUCUCAACUACAAGAACUCAUUCUACAGCAAAUUGCCUUUAAGAACCUCGUGCAGCGAAACCGCCAGGCAGAGCAGCAGGCAAAUCGACCACCCCCUUCCAACUCCGUCAUCCACUUGCCAUUCAUCAUUGUGAACACCAGCAAGAAGACAGUGAUUGACUGCAGUAUUUCAAAUGACAAGUUUGAAUAUCUGUUUAAUUUUGACAAUACUUUUGAAAUCCAUGAUGAUAUCGAAGUACUAAAACGAAUGGGAAUGGCUUGUGGGCUGGAAUCUGGAAGCUGUUCUGCAGAGGACCUAAAAAUUGCAAGGAGUUUGGUUCCUAAAGCUCUGGAACCAUAUGUGACAGAAAUGGCUCAGGGAUCUAUCAGCAGUGUCUAUGUCACAUCUUCAUCAGGUUCUGCAUCAAAUGGCACAAGAUUUUCAGCCAGUGACUUUUCCAAUGGUGGAGAUGGGAUGUUGGCUACGAGUUCCAAUGGCUCCCAGUACAGUGGUUCCAGAGUGGAAACACCAGUGUCUUACGUUGGGGACGACGAUUAUGACGAUGACGACUUCAAUGAAAAUGAUGACGACGACUGAUGCCCUUUGCUUGUAGACUAUUUCUUGGUUAAAAUUCAGCAGGCUUCAGGAAUAAAUUGUUCUAGGGAGAAGUGUCUCAAAUUCCUUUGCCCCAUCCCCCCAGGGGAAUAUUGGUCAGCAGUUCUGAGUGUAGAAAUUGCACCUCUGAUAAGCAAGCGAGAAUUGUUUUCUGUAGGAUAUUUUUAAAUGUGGUGUGGAUGUGUGUUUUUGAUACCAGUGUGUUAAUGCAGAGCCUUUAUUUACUCUUGUUUUAGGGGGUUUUUUUUGGUUUUUUGGUUGGUUUUUGGUUUUUAUUUUUUUUUUUUUUUUUUUUUUUUUUUACUUGAAGGAAACUGAAUUUUGCCCCAAAUGUUCUUGCAAAGUUUGCUAAAGAAAAUGUAGACACCUCAUUGAGAAAUAAAAUACCAUCCUUCUGUGGAAAAUGAAUACA
Acanthisitta chloris (rifleman) is the source of this 1654-nucleotide messenger RNA. It is a transcript of the gene TFDP1, whose product is annotated as transcription factor Dp-1. The annotation marks the transcript as partial. The record is from RefSeq and is a predicted model, not a curated record. Lineage: Eukaryota; Metazoa; Chordata; Aves; Passeriformes; Acanthisittidae. Gene Ontology annotation, cellular component: nucleus; transcription regulator complex. Gene Ontology annotation, molecular function: DNA-binding transcription factor activity, RNA polymerase II-specific; RNA polymerase II transcription regulatory region sequence-specific DNA binding. The transcript has 10 exons. Gene Ontology annotation, biological process: regulation of transcription by RNA polymerase II; regulation of cell cycle.